Messenger RNA from Porites lobata, 2747 nucleotides. NCBI's taxonomy places the organism in Eukaryota, Metazoa, Cnidaria, Anthozoa, Scleractinia, Poritidae. The record is from the annotation of a GenBank genome assembly.
AUGGGGAGAUACGUUAAGAGACACAUUUAUGGGGAAGGUGUUGCCGAUGUUUUCAAAACGAUUGGUAGAAAGUUGUUCGGAAAGACGAUGAAAGAAGCUGUUAAAACAGCAACCAAAAAGGCCGUUCAGAAAGCCGCUACCAAGACUGGUGAAUAUGCUGGCGAAAAAGCGGGCGAUAAAAUUAUUCAGUUAUUAAGCAAAAUGAAUAAAACACCAGUAGCGCCAUCUCCGAUAAAAAAUCCACAAACAAGUGAGCUGAGCGAUUACGUGAUUAGGUAAAUCAAUUAUUAUCUGGGGGAAGAAUGAGAAAAUUUAUCUAAUCUAUUGAUAUAUGAAAUCAUUUAGGAAUCCAAAAUAUGUUGAACGAUAUGAAGAUGUUAUUUUUGGCCUAGAAACAGCACUAAAUUAAAUACAACUGUCGCCAGUAAUGCAAACCAGAAAAAUGAUGGCUACAGGUUUGUUGUUGAUAACAGCGGAGAGGUUACACCAUUCGACUGGUAUAAUGCUCGAAUCAGUAUGGACUUCAAAGUAAACUUGCUGGCUAAUGUAGCUAAUAUUGCAGUAAACGAUCAUAAUGGAAUUGUGAAUGGGUCUUACUCAUUCUUGAAACAUUUUGAUAUUAAGCUCAAUGGCAAAAAAGUGUACGAUUGUAAUGAUGCAAAUCACGCCGUUAAUAUUAAAAAUUUACUUGACUACAGUCUGGCUUACGCUGAAAUAACUGCUAGUAAUGAGUUUUUCUUCCUUGAUACAUCCAGAAAUGCGGGAGAGCGGGAAUUUGAAGUUAGUGGUACAAAACAGUUAGCCAAAAGGCGAGCAGCUUACAAUAAAGGUUUUGCCCUUCGAAAAGCACUCCUGGGUACCUCAUCCACAGUAAACACUGAAAUACCUCUGAACCGAUACUCAUUCUUUGAAAUGUUAGGAGAUGAGCUGUUACCCAAUUCAAGGGUUGAGAUGAAUUUUGAAAUUGAGUCAGGUGGUAAUCUAAUUUGGCAAGCCGGGGCUGAUUGCAGAGUGGCUAUCCCCAGGAUGCAGUCGUAUGUUCCGCGGAUAACUUUUAACAGUAAGGGCCAAUCAUCCUACAUGAGCCAAUAUCUUAAAAAUCAUGCGUGGUCAGAAGUAAAUACAAAAACACCCAGCUUGCUACACGAAAUUGCAAAUGAAGUUAUUUGGAAUAACAAGCUUCUCUGCAUUAAUAAGAAAUCUGUGUAUCGUAGAGAUAUUGCAGAUUUAGGGUUUUUAAAAAUUUGCGAUUUAUUUUCAACUAAAGAAAAUCUCAAUCCUGAGCAAGGUUUCUUCAUUAUGGGUAUUAUUAACUCUAUGCCUGCCAGUUGGCGCUUGACAAUUAAAAGGGCAACUACUGCACCGGUGAUUGAUCCACUUCCGGAUUCACCUGCUAUCCUAAUAAGUAACAAUUUGGUUCCAAUUCUUGAUGCUUCCUCAAAGCAAAUCUACCGGCUUUUCCUGGAGAAAAAACAAACAACGCCUACUGCUAAAGUAAAGUUAGCUGCAAAGAAUUCUAUCAUUGAUAUUGAUUGGAAAAGUGUUUAUUCGCUAUCUUUUCGCACAACAUUAGAAUCUAAACUUAGAGAAUUUCAGUUUAAAAUUUUAAACCGUAUUGUCUUUACAAACGAAAAACUGUUUCGUUUCGGCAUGGCUGAGUCGCCAUCCUGUGCUUUCUGCCAAACAGAGGUUGAAUCCGUAGAGCAUUUACUCUUUUCCUGUAGAGUAUCAUCUAGUUUUUGGAAACAUGUCUUGUCCUGGUUGCGCGAUAAUAACAUCUCUGUUGAUAACCUUAAAGAAGAGGACGUCAUUUUUGGUAAGUUCGAUACUGCAGAAGAUUUUCUCCUGUUUAACCAUAUCUUGCUUCUGGGUAAGUUUUAUAUUUACUCUCGGAAAUACCAGAAUGGUAUACCUUCUCUUCAAGGUUUUAUAGCCGGGACAAGGCGUAUUUACAACAUCGAACUCCAUAUUGCCAGGAAACGAGACAAAUUAAACAAUCAUUUUAGAAAGUGGGAAAAGUUAAUAAGCGUUUUUAUGAAUAAGUGAUGUUAUGAUUAAUUUCAAUAAUUAGUUUAAAGUGAUGUCAUUGUAAUUUACAUACUAAGUAACUGUAUUGCUGCAAUAGCUUUGUUUAGCUUUGUAUUCUUUUGUUUGUAUGUGCAUGUGUGUGUGUGUGUGUGUGUUUCUCUUUCUUAAUUUCUAUUUUGUGUGUAAACGUAAGAAAUGCUUUAAUUAAAAAAUAUUAAAAAAAACAACAACAAAAAAUUAAAAAUCAUAAGUGGACUUCUUUAAGAGAGAAUAUAGAAAGAUCAAACAGUAGCCGCCAGAGAGCUGGGCAUUUCAGAAUAUCAACUGGUAUCUCAAAACCCAGACAUGUCUUUGUGUUUAUAAUAAAUGAUGCAAAUAUCGAUGCCCAGACAGCCAAUCCAUUCUUGUACGACACAUUCUCUGUCACAACGGACCCAAGGACCUUAUCCAAUUGUCAUCUGGAAGCUGGAAACGGUAACGAAUACCCCGAGAUACAUUACACACUAACUACUGAUAUGACCCGUGUUUACAGGGAUGUGUUGAAGUAUGUUCACAAAAAUAAUGAAUACGGUGAAGGGUCAUUACUCAAUAAAUCUAAUUUUAGUACCCUGUUUCCUUUCUUAUAUUUUGACUUAACAAAACAGAAAAUAGAUAUUAAGGACGGCACCACAAAACUGACAUUCAAAUAUGAGCUAUCUGGAACAACGGCAACAGCCUAG